Molecule: messenger RNA, 1239 nt
Organism: Rhodamnia argentea
Lineage: Eukaryota; Viridiplantae; Streptophyta; Magnoliopsida; Myrtales; Myrtaceae
Product: calcineurin B-like protein 3
Exons: 9
Coding region: 398-1078 (226 amino acids)
Biological process (GO): calcium-mediated signaling
Molecular function (GO): kinase binding; calcium ion binding
Source: RefSeq, a predicted model, not a curated record
CCAUCCCAUUCAAUCUGUUUUGUUCUCUCUGGGUUCAUUUGAAAAGAAGGAAAAACCCCCCCAAAGUUUUCCUUUUUUUUCCUCCAGCUUCUUUCCUUUCCUCUCUGCCUCUCUGGGCUUGGCUUGGCGUUCUUGCUUUGCAGAGAGCCCUCCUUAGAAAAAUGCCUUGUCGAUUUACUUCAAUAAUUUAUUCAGUCGCCAUCAUCAGAUAGACGUGCUUCCACCCAAAAAGAUAAAAAAAGAAGAGAAAACAACAGGAACAAUAAAGCCAACCCCAUCUCCAGGAGCAGUAUCUGUCACAGACAAUGUCCCCAAAUCUUCACCGUUCGCCUUCGCCUUCUCUCCUCUUGCUGAUCUUCUGAAGAGGUAUGGGGUGGUUUGAUGACUGUACAAGAUCAUGGUGCAGUGCCUAGACGGAAUCAAGCAUUUUUGUGUCGCUGUUGCAACUUGUUGUGAUGCAGAAAAGCAACCUAGAGGUCUGGAAAAUCCAGAAACUCUGGCAAGGGAGACAGUCUUUAGCGUGAGUGAAAUAGAAGCAUUAUAUGAACUUUUCAAGAAGAUCAGCAGUGCUGUAGUUGAUGACGGACUGAUCAACAAGGAGGAAUUUCAAUUAGCACUCUUUAAGACAAAUAAAAAGGAGAGCCUGUUUGCUGAUAGGAUGCAGGUGUUUGACUUGUUCGACACUAAGCACAACGGAAUACUAGAUUUUGAGGAAUUUGCUAGAGCUCUAUCUGUCUUUCACCCCAAUGCACCGAUUGAAGAUAAGAUUGAAUUUUCCUUCCAACUUUAUGACCUCAAACAACAAGGUUUUAUAGAGAGGCAGGAGGUAAAGCAAAUGGUAGUUGCUACCCUUGCUGAAUCUGGUAUGAAUCUCUCGGAUGAUGUCAUAGAAAGUAUCAUUGACAAGACUUUUGAGGAAGCUGAUACUAAACAUGAUGGCAAGAUCGACAAGGAAGAAUGGCGGAGCCUUGUUUUGAGACAUCCAUCCCUUCUGAAAAACAUGACACUCCAAUAUCUAAAAGACAUCACAACUACAUUCCCAAGUUUUGUGUUUCACUCCCAAGUUGAUGAUACCUGAGUUUUGGAUCUGCAUUGAGUUGAGGAUCGUGCCAAGGAAUUCUUUGUUUCUUUAUGAUUAUUGUUUGUUAUUCGACUCCUUUCUUAAUCGACAAUGACCUUUUCUCUGUAAAGUUGACCAUUUGGUAGUGCUGGAAUGUGAAAUGGAUUCAUAAGAUUGUA